AUGGCGUCGAGGAGAAAUGUACGGUAUGCUCAGCUUCCAGGAGAUGAAGAUGAUGAAGACUAUGCAAAUGUUGGUGGAAGGAGAGAUUUCGAUCCCCGCUUCGAUUAUACACCGAAAUCAUUUGAUAGAGUGCCAUGGAAAUCGAUAGCGCUCGCUGUGUUUCUUCUGUUCCUUGGUUGCUUGCUUCUCCUUUUGACUGUUUUCAUCUUCACUGGUCACAUGGAAGGAGAUAGCUCUCAAGCUUAUGCCCUUCUUGUCCUUGGGAUCCUUACUUUCCUCCCUGGGUUCUAUGAGACACGGAUUGCUUAUUAUUCAUGGAGAGGAGCUGAAGGGUACCGUUUCGCAGCCAUUCCCUCUUACUGA
Microthlaspi erraticum is the source of this 363-nucleotide messenger RNA. The record is from the annotation of a GenBank genome assembly. NCBI's taxonomy places the organism in Eukaryota, Viridiplantae, Streptophyta, Magnoliopsida, Brassicales, Brassicaceae.